UAAUGAAUGUGGUGUUGGUAUGAGUGUAUUAUAGUAACGAAUGUGAUGUUGAUAUGAGUGUAUUAUAGUAAUGAAUGUGAUGCUGGUAUAGGUGUUUUACAGUAAUGGAUGUGAUGCUGGUAUGAGUGUAUUAUGGUAAUAAAUGUGAUGCUGGUAUAGGUGUAUUACAGUAAUGGAUGUGAUGCUGGUAUGAGUGUAUUAUGGUAGUGAAUGUGGUGUUGGUAUGAGUGUAUUAUAGUAAUGAAUGUUGUGUUGGUUUAAGUGUAUUAUGGUAGUGAAUGUGGUGUUGGUAUGAGUGUAUUAUGGUAGUAAAUGUGGUGUCAUCUUUAGAUAAGUGAAGAAGACAAACCUAAUCUAUGUUGUUAUGAUGGUAAAUAAUGUGUUAAAAAUAUUAGUGAACUCAUUCCUUUCUUUCGGAUGCAGGAGUGACAGAAUGAGUUUAUCUCGUAACGGGACUUUAGAGAAGUCGGCACUCAAGGACUUUAACAGUGAUGCAGGUGACUUCGAGUCGACCCGUCUCCACCAUAGAAACUCCAGCUUAUCUGCGGUUGUUGACCCUGUGACCCCGGCAUCAGCAGUGGUGGUCCCUCCUCCAUACUCGUCUUCUAAUGCUUCAGUGGAGCCGCUUGAGCUCAGAGCCUCUCUGGACUGCUGGGCGUGUUCGGUUCUUGUCACGAUGCAGAAUCUGGUCAUUGCUGCAGUGAAUGCAGGGCUGGCUAGCAUCAUAUUCGGCGUAAUCCUCGCUCCAUCACUCGUCAUGGUCGUGUUUGGCUUCCUCUGCCAUUCGAAGGUGCAACCCUAUGGUUCCUCUGUGUACUGUUCGAACCUGCUGAACGAUGCCUCCUGUGUUGCUCUGCUGGCGGUCGGGUUCUUGUUACUGGUUCCUCUGCUGGUAUUAGCUCUGGCAGCUUACUGUAGACUGGCACGCCACCUACAGCUUGGCCUCUGCUUCAUCCCGUACAGCCGAGCCGUCUAUAAAAACAUGCCUGUCUCACAGCACCCAGGUCUGAGAGGCUGCUGCGGCCAGCAGGGGGCGCCGGAGAGAGAUGCCAAAUCCAGCGUGUGGGUGUGAGGAGAGCUGCGGUUCACUUAUACAUAACAUUCAUACCGUCUACAAUGCAUGAUCAUUCACCACACAUUCUGAAUCAAGACCUUGGGAAUAUCAGGGCAGUGGGAGCUUAGUGGUUAAGGUACUGAACUAGUGAUCAGAAGGUUGCUGGAACAAGCCUCACUUAGGCUGCCAUUGUUGGGCCCCUGAGCAAGGCUCUUAACCCUUAAUUGCUUGCAUUGUAUCAGUCACCACUGUAAGCUGCUUUGAGGAAAAAAAGCAUUUGCUUAUUGCUGUAAAUGUAAAUCAGCAAUAAGGAACGUGAACCAAAUCUAGAAAAUGCUCAUCUGAAACCCAACACUCAGCACUGUUUCUUCAUUGUAUUUUGUAGGUUAAUUUGAAGAAGUGAACAGCUCAUUGUAUUGUUUGACCCCUCUGUGUUCAUAAAUGUUUUUAUACUUCUGAAUCUACAGUGAAUUUGGAUGUUACUGUGAUGCUUCUAUUUUUUUAAUGUUUAAUAAAAGUAAUUUUUGAUGACGUUUAACCUUUUGCAUGUUUUAACAUUUUCAAAAUAUU
This is a messenger RNA of Trichomycterus rosablanca, 1624 nucleotides long. RefSeq names its product transmembrane protein 88 a (gene tmem88a). Bases 365 to 1072 code for a protein of 235 amino acids. The transcript is spliced from 2 exons. Lineage: Eukaryota; Metazoa; Chordata; Actinopteri; Siluriformes; Trichomycteridae. The record is from RefSeq and is a predicted model, not a curated record.